Messenger RNA from Microplitis demolitor, 3394 nucleotides. Its product is annotated as BTB and MATH domain-containing protein 42. Gene Ontology annotation, molecular function: ubiquitin protein ligase binding. The transcript is spliced from 3 exons. NCBI's taxonomy places the organism in Eukaryota, Metazoa, Arthropoda, Insecta, Hymenoptera, Braconidae. The record is from RefSeq and is a predicted model, not a curated record. Gene Ontology annotation, biological process: regulation of proteolysis; proteasome-mediated ubiquitin-dependent protein catabolic process. Gene Ontology annotation, cellular component: cytoplasm. Bases 575 to 1492 code for a protein of 305 amino acids.
AUUUCUAAACUCAGUGUGCAACUCAAUACUUUAUUAAUUCUAGACAUAUGACAACACACGUGAUAACAAAUACAGUACAAAGUAUACAUUAAUAAUUUGCAGUACAUAUAAUUAGUUCGUUAACUGAUCAAUUGGUCUCCCUCUACAAUAAUUAUUAACGAGUUGAAAGUAAAAAUAAGAACUCUCGUCUACUUAUCGUGGAUAGCAUUUAUUUAGACGCCAGCACAAAUUGCGACGCUAAUAUUACUUUUUACACUAUAUAAUUGAUAAUUAUACAAUUAAUACCUUUUUUUUAGUAACAGAGCAAAUCUACUUGGAAUCACAUUUGGAAGCCAGUAUAUAUAUGGGGAGAUCAGACUACACAUUCAACUCAAAAUAUAUAACCAUUUAAUUUUUAUUCACAAGAUUUUCAAAUACAAAAUUUUCAACUGUGUAUUGAGAUCAGUGAUCUUCAAAAUUAAAGUCUCGUCAACACAAAAGUCUAGUUAACCAUAGUUCAAAAUAUAAAUAUAAAAGAUUUACUUAUUAAUCUCCCAUUGCACACGUGGAAGUUUUUGUUGUAUCAGAAUAAAAAAUGAAUAGUGGAGAAAAUUAUGAAUAUGAUGAAAUUCAGCAUAAGUGGGAGCUGUCAUCAAUACCCGAGGGUCCAAUUGGAUGUUGUAUCAACUCGGACUAUUUUAAGUUUCCCAAUAAUGAAGUUGAAUUUCGCAUGGGCUUCGUUAGACACUCGGAGGGGAUAAAUCAUGAUGUGUUUUGUGCAAAAUUUGAAAAAACAGGAGCUCUUAAAGGUAAAUUGUACGUUGCAUUUAUUUUCGAUGAAUGUAAAAUUAUCACCAUGAUUGAUUGGGAAGAAUUCAAAGGUUCGGUUGUAUCCCAAGUACUCAAUUUUUUACCUGCUUCGAUUACUUGUGUUGUGAGACUUGAAAAGUUAUUCGAGAAAAAUGAGCAAGAGCUGACUUUAUUUAUGCCUGGUUUGGAUAAUAAUUUAUUCUCGUCCGAAUUAUGUGAUAUUAUUGUAAAAGUCGGCAGUGAAGAACUUCUUGCCCAUAAAUUUGUACUCGCUUACCACAGUCCGGUUUUUGCGGUGAUGUUCCAUGCAGAUACGAUAGAAAGACGCACAAAUCGUAUCAAUAUCCAGGGCUUUGAUGUUGAUACCGUAAAAGAAGCUUUGAGAUUUAUGUAUUCGGGCGCAGUGGAACCGAUUGAUGACGGCGAUCUACUUUUGAAAUUGUUGUCGUUUGCUCACAUGUUCCAAGUAGAUAAAUUGAAGAAUUUUUGCGAAUUCGAAUUAACGGAAUGCUUAAGCGUUGACAAUAUCAUUAAAAUAUUGGUGGGUGUUGAUAAUUACGAUGUAUUUUAUCUGAAAAACAGCGCACUGGAAUUUAUAUCAAAAAAUAAAGCCAAUAUACCAUUUGCUGAAGCAAUUGAACAAGUGCAUAAUUCACAAGUAUUGUGGGAUUUUUUCAAUCGUCAAGCAGGAAUGAAAAAUUGAGAAAAGUCUUUUUAUAAAAUAAGAUGUUGUUAUUUUUUGUAUAUAAACGAUACUAAAUAUUUAUUUAAUGUAAUUUUUAUAUUUUAAUGUUCUGCGGAUGAUCAUGUAAAAAUAAUUGUACUCGUAAUAGAAAAUUGUAAAAUGGAAAAAUCCAUAUAAGACUUAAUCCAAUUAUAAUUGAAUUCUUAAGUAAAUUAGAUGUUAUUUAUUUAUAUUGAUUCUAUAAGAUAGAUGGUAGCGUAAAAUUGAAAUUUUGUUUUCAUCUCCUUUUUGACUCGUUGCUAUUCGGCCCCGUAUCACUUACGUACUGCUGUUGUAAUAGAAUUCAAUGGUGCUGGAUUCUUAAAAUCUCCCACCACCACUACAAGAUUAUUUUUCCAGUCGGAAGUCAGCUAUAAUUUAAGUCUGCACGUACAUGUAUAUAUAUUGUUUUUUAGUUUUACUUCGCAUAUGUGUUCAUACUUUAUAGAUAUAUGCUAUAGAAAAAAACUUGAUUUAUAUACAAGCAGAUCAGUUAUUAAAUAUUUAUUAAUAAUAAUAAUAAUAAUUUAUAAUCGUUAAUAUUAUUUAUACGAUUAUCAAAAAAGUAAAAUCAUAUGUUUGAGAGAAAUCUUAAUUUUACGUAUAAAAAAGUUGAUUUUGAGGUUAAAUAUUUGUUAAUUAUAAAAUACAGUGAAAAGUAUCUAAGCAUUGAAAAAUAAUCUUAUAGAAAUUAGAAUGACUCAAGGUUUCCAAAUAAAUUAUACUUGGGAAAUCCCAAGUCCUCGGAGUAAGAACGAAUGGAUGUCAUCAAAGUUUUUCACUCUGCCGAAUUAUGAUAAAAUUUUUUUUUCAAUACACUAUCAAGUCAUGGAAUCAAGCAGACAAAAGAUUCAUUUGAAAAAAAAUGGACUUUUUAAUCCUACUACAACUAAUGUAACCAUGAAGUUUUUAAAUGAAACUGAAACUCGGACAAUCAAGAAUUGGGAAAAUCACAAUGUUGUCGAAUUCUUUAGUCAUUUCAGUAAUCCCAUUAAUAAUAUUACUUGUGAAAUAUUGAUGGAUAGAAUAGAUUUUGAUGAAAUUGAUGAAUCGACAUUAUCCUCAAGUUCAGUCCACCGCGUGGAUAACUACUUACUUUCAUCGUUAUUGAGCGAUGUAGUUAUUAAAAUUAAAGAUAAUAAAGAUCAAUUACCAGCUCAUAAACUCAUACUUGCUUCACACAGCUCUGUUUUUGAGAGAAUGCUCAAUACAGAUAUGAGAGAAGCUAAAGAGAAUUGUAUUUGUUUUGAUGGAUUUGAUAUUGAUACUAUCAAAGAAGUCCUUAAAUUCAUGUAUACUGGCCAGAUUGAAGCAGAAAAUGAUUCUGAAGUUCUUCUUAAAGUAUUAACAUGUGCGCAAAUGUAUCAAAUUGAAAAGUUGAAAAUCUAUUGUGAAUACAAACUGAUAAAAAGUUUAAGUGUCAAAAAUGUUAUUAAAAUUCUGAUCGAAACUGAUAAUUUCGAUGUACCUAAGUUAAAUGAAAAAGCAUUAUUGUAUAUUAAUCUUAACAAAACUCGUUUAUCAUUUGCUGAUGCGGCAAAAGAAUUGAACAAUUCAAAAGUUUUGUUAAAGUUUUUUAUUCAACAAACAGAAAUGAAAGCAGAUUAAAAUUUUGAAAUAAAUAUUUUGCUACUGCAGUAUAGUGAGGUCCGGAAAAAAUAAAAGUUAAGAAUUUUCUAUUCAAAAUUAAUUUCGUAGAAAUAAAAGGAGAACAACUAUAGAUUACGUUUGUAUAUUUUAUAUACUUUUAUAAAGUAAGAGACCCAGUAUCCGAUCACUCAUGUAUUUGUAUAUUUAUAUUUACUGGAGUGAUCGGAUACUAGAUUUCACAUCUAAUAUCUAAAAAAAUAUGAUUAUAAAAAUGUUCUUUAUAAAAUAUGU